ACACCGUUUCUAAGCAAAGAUAUCUGUUGUGAGAGGCAGCCAGGCGUGCAUAACAACGUGCAGCAAUGGAUAUUAAAAUUACAGUGUUACUCGUCACCAUCCUUUGCCUUGCUAAGGUGGUGUAUGGUAGCUACCUACUCGAGAUUGGUGCUCGUAAGUAUCGAAACUACCAGCAUAAAGAGAGCUCUGGUCAAUGCUGUGAAUCUUACAGAACCAGAAACUGUAAUCCGUGGUGGUGUGCACACUGUCACUGUGACAACCGGUUCAGAUUUUGCCUCCGAUAUUCAGGGACUCAUCACAAUGGAGACACGGGGAACUGCCCACUGGGGAGCUAUUUCACUUGGACGGUGGGGGGUGAUAGUUUCACUUUCCGUAAUUGGAUUUCUCAUCGCCGUGGUAUACCCAAUCCCAUGACGUUCGCUGGAGCAGUGUGGCCAGGUGCUAUCCAGCUGUUUGUGCAAGUUAUCGAUAAUGAUUUUUUUGAAGAUGACCACGUAGAUGAUAUCUACAUUGACAGAACACUGUCUACUAGUAGCUCAUUUACCCCAUACCAUACUUAUAUUGGGGACUAUAGAAACAGUCAAAUCGAGCUAACGUUUAGAGUGCACUGUGAUCCACAUUUCUAUGGCUCUCACUGUUCUCAAUAUUGUGUGGAUACUGACAAUGAUGUUGGAGGACAUUAUACUUGCGAUAGGAAUAAUGGGAACAGAAUAUGUCUGCCUCGAUGGACUAGUCACACAUGCACAAUAGCUGUGUGCUCUGAUGGAUGCAAUCCCCUGAGGGCCUCAUGCAAGGAACCAGGAACUUGUGUAUGCAACCAUGGUUGGCGUGGAGAUGACUGCGCUGUGUGUGACCCAGCACAACACUGCUCUGAUGUUGGAGGGUUCUGUAACAUCCCUGGAGAGUGUAUCUGUAGACGCGGGUUUGCUGGAAGUUACUGUGAAGUGGAUGUUAUUCCCUGUGAGAAACAACCUUGUGCUCACGGGGCCACCUGUACUAACAAUGGUACUGGAGGCUACACCUGUCAUUGUCCUAGGGGCUAUGAGGGAGAGGCUUGUGACAAGGAUAUCGAUGAGUGCUCAGGUACUACUCCUUGUCUCAAUGAUGGAACGUGCAAUAACACGGUGGGAGGGUACUCUUGUACCUGUUCCCCUGGUUACAGUGGAGACAACUGCCAGCUGGAUAUUGACGAGUGUGUUGGGAAUACAGACUGUGGGAACAACGGUACAUGUCAGGAUGAGGUGAAUGGUUUCAGGUGUGUGUGUGAGCGUGGCUACACUGGCCAGUUCUGUAAUAGCACGAUCAACUACUGUCUCUCCAACCCGUGUCUGAACAAUGGCACAUGUACAAGUGAUUUUGACGGGUUUGAUUGCAAUUGCACUGAUGGAUUCUUUGGAGAUACAUGUCAAACAACCACCAAUGCGUGCAGAAGUAGCCCGUGUGUGAGCGGCUCAUGUCAUGACCAACUCAACAAUACCGUCUACUGUAACUGUGAUCCUGGAUACACUGGAGCGAUGUGUGACACUGCGUUUAGUGUCUGUGACCCCAAUCCUUGCAACAAUGGAAACUGUACUGAAGAUGGGUAUGAGUACUUGUGUACCUGUUCUCCUGGUUGGACUGGGAGUGGUUGUCAAACUGAAAUAAAGCCGUGUGAUAGCAGCCCUUGUGAGAAUGGUGGCUCUUGUGAGAAUGAAGCCACUAGUUUUGUGUGCUCAUGUGUGACUGGUUUCACUGGUGAUCGUUGUCAAGGGUCCAUCGAUUACUGCUCUCCUGAUCCGUGCAUACAUAGGGGAACGUGUAAGAAUGAAACAAAUAGAUUUUUUUGCGACUGCGUGGAAGGUUUCGAAGGAGAGCGCUGUGAAAUAAACAUCCAAUGUCUUGUAAAUCCCUGUGAAAAUGGAGGCACCUGUCAGAUACAGAAUUCCACUACAUCAUCGGAGCAUGUAUGUAGCUGUGCUCCAGGGUGGACGGGGGAGCGCUGUGAGGUGGACAUUGAGGAAUGCUUGUCACAACCAUGCAAAAACAACGCCACAUGUCAGGAGGGUAUCAACGAGUACACGUGUGUGUGUGCGCUCGGCUGGGGAGGGGAUGAGUGUGAGGACAGGGUGGGUGGGUGCUUUGACAAGCCAUGUCUCAACGGAGCAAACUGUACAACAGUUGUAAACACCACUGACUACACUUGUGAGUGUGUGCUGGGUUACUAUGGUAAUGAGUGUGAGCUGGAGGUGGACGAGUGCCUCCCACGGCCGUGUGGGGAGGGGGGCAACUGUACUGACCUCAUAGCUGACUAUAACUGUACCUGUUCCCAAGACUACAAGGGUCGUGACUGUCAGCUGGAUAUAAACAUGUGUCGUUUCUCUCCCUGCCUUAACGAGGGGACGUGUACUAACAGGGAGGACAGUUACACCUGCACCUGUCCCCCUGGACUCAGCGGACACAACUGCGGUGAUGUGGAUGACUGCACACCAACAUCCUGCUCUGUCAACGGAACAUGUGUGGAUGCCGUUGAUGACUACAUCUGUGUGUGCAACACUGGGUUUACUGGCCGAGAAUGUGAAGUCCCUUUGAGCAAUAAUCCUGUUACAAGUCAACAAGCUGGCUCUAUUGGUGGAACAGUGGGGGGAAGCAUCACCGGAGCACUAGUCCUGCUUGCCUUGCUGAUACUAAUCCUUGUUGUGCUAUUGUUACUGAUAAGAAAACGAAACAAAAACCCAUAUAAACUCCAGGCUGGUAACUACUGUGAACCCUCUAUGCUCAAUAUACCAGAGUCCCCUGAAGGCACGCCUCAUCCUGCCUUCCAUAAUCCAACCUACUGCGAUACUGCCACUAGUCCACAGAACGCAGAGAGAGACUUCAGCAAUCCACUGUACACUGAGAGCAGCGAAGAGGGCCACGGUAAUGGAGGUGCAGUUUAUGAAGAUGGAGCUUAUGCAACAGUGGGUGUUCCAACAGGUGACAACUACAACAGACUGCAACAUACAACCACCAAACCGUUGCCAUCACAACCCCCGCCCUCGCCCUUGGAGUACUCUUAUAUCUCUGUGAGAUCUGGGAACAACCAAACAAGGAACACAGCUAAUGGAUACUCUCUUAUUAACAAUCAGUGAUGUGUGCAAUUUUAUACCAUUCGUAUUCAUGCAGCUUCUUUCAUCGUUUUGUUAUUUUCAUGACCCUUUGCCAUACGCAGGUAAUAAACAUGUUGUUAUUAUGAUGA
Halichondria panicea is the source of this 3214-nucleotide messenger RNA. RefSeq names its product fibropellin-1-like. The record is from RefSeq and is a predicted model, not a curated record. The coding region runs from base 66 to 3107 and encodes 1013 amino acids. Gene Ontology annotation, cellular component: membrane. The transcript has 22 exons. Lineage: Eukaryota; Metazoa; Porifera; Demospongiae; Suberitida; Halichondriidae. Gene Ontology annotation, molecular function: calcium ion binding. Gene Ontology annotation, biological process: cell communication.